Spirometra erinaceieuropaei is the source of this 3517-nucleotide messenger RNA. Lineage: Eukaryota; Metazoa; Platyhelminthes; Cestoda; Diphyllobothriidea; Diphyllobothriidae. The record is from the annotation of a GenBank genome assembly.
AUGGAAAACCGCGUCGGCGCCGUCGUGACGAGGCUCUGUCUGACACACCGCUGGUCAGCCGGUAGGUGGUGGAACGUCGCAUCGGCAUCGUCUAGACGAGGCUCCGCCUGGUACGCCGUUGAUCAGCCGGUGGGAUGGAUCUCCGAAUUGGCACCGUCGACACGCGCCCAUCUGGUGCACCGUAGGAGACCGCAGGCUUGCGGCAAUGCCGUAAGCCAUUGGCAAAUUCGAGUCGUUCUUCCACUGCCAAAAAAACUCGUGGCCCACAAUGGAGUUCGGCCGCGCCGGCACAUCAAGCAGCCCCUAUUCAGGGGUCAGGGCACUGCUUCCUUCGGGGGGGCCUGGAAAAGCUGGCCUAAAAAUUGCUGGGGAACCACGUCGUCUGCUGGCGCACCGUGUUCGCAGACGCAAAACUCACGGUCGAAACAAUCAAACUCGAAACAACAACAACAACAACAACCAUACUCAUUCUCCUCAUCCUACCUCUUCUACCUCUACCUCUGUCUAUUCUUCUGCCUAUUCUUCUCCUUCGUCAUCUUCUUCUCCACCUCCUUCCCAUCGCCCCACUCGUUUUCCCCAGACUGACAGGGUGAGCCCGCUCACUCUGGCAGCCUGGAAUGUUCGUUCCCUUUUAGACAAUCCGAGGAGCAACCGACCGGAACGGAGGACGGCGCUAGUGGCACGAGAACUGGCGCGCUACAAGGUGGACAUCGCCGCACUCAGCGGGACCCGAUUCUCCGAACAAGGCCAACUGGAGGAGGUGGGUGCCGGCUACACCUUCUUCUGGAGUGGUCGACCCAGGGCAGAGCGACGAGACGCGGGCGUCGCCUUCGCCAUCCGGACCGACUUCGUGGGACGACUGCCCUGUUUGCCGCAGGGCAUCAACGAUCGCCUGAUGAGCCUCCGCCUGCCUCUCUGGGGAGGCAAAUUCGCCACCAUCAUCAGCGCCUACGCUCCGACGAUGACCAACCCCGACGCCGUCAGAGACAACUUCUACGAGGACCUGCACGCCCUCUUGGCGACUGUGUCGAAGGCGGACAAGUUGAUUGUCCUUGGUGACUUCAACGCCCGCGUCGGCACAGACCAUACUGCCUGGAGGGGAGUGCUGGGUCCCCACGGUCUCCGCGGCUCCAACGACAACGGCCUGCUUCUCCUCCGCACCUGCGCAGAACACCGCCUCACCCUGACGAAUACCUUCUUCUGUCUGCCGGUGCGAGAGAAGGCCACCUGGAGGCAUCCUCGGUCGCGUCAGUGGCACCUGCUGGACUAUGUCCUCGUCCGGAGGCGAGAUCAGCGGGACGUGCCGGUGACGAAGGCGAUCGCGGGUGCUGAUGGGUGGACCGACCAUCGCCUCGUCAUCUCGAAGAUGCGUAUUCGCCUACAGCCUCGCAGGAGACCACAAGGUAAGCGACCCCCAGGUAAGCUGUAUGUUGCCUUGUUGUCUUUGCCCGCUCACCACCUUCAUUUCAGCAAUGAGCUAGCUCAACGGCUAGACCACCUCCCAAUCGAUGCCGCAGACGACGCCGCCGCUGCCGAGACCGCCUCCGUGGAGAACCACUGGUGUUAACUGCGUGACACAGUACAGUCGACGGCGCUCGCCGUCCUCGGUCGCGCUCCCCGCCAACACCAGGACUGGUUCGACGACAACGACGCCGCCAUCAGAUAUCCGCUUGCUGAGAAAAAUCCCCUACACCAAGCCUACGUGGAUCACUCCACCGAUGCCACCAAAGCUGCCUUCUACGGUAGUCGCCGCCAACUUCAGCAACGACUGCGCGAGAUGAAGGACGCCUGAACUGCUCGCAAAGCUGAGGAGAUCCAAGGCUACGCCGACCGCAACGAAUGGAAGAACUUCUUCUCCGCAAUCAAAGCUGUCUACGGUCCGCCGGCGAAGGGCACUGCUCCUCUCCUCAGCGCCGACGGCAGCACUCCCCUGACUGAGAAGACGCAAAUCCUGCAGCGAUGGGCCGAGCACUUCCGAGGCGUCCUCAACCGCCCUUCCGUCAUCUCCGACGCCGCCAUCGCCCGCUUGCCGCAAGUGGCGACCAACGCGGACCUCGACCUCCCACCAUCUCUCCAGGAAACCAUCAGGGCCGUGCAGCAGCUCUCCAGCGGGAAAGCACCCGGAUCGGACGCAAUCCCUACUGAGGUCUACAAGCACGGAGGUCCCCUACUGAUGGAUCACCUGACUGCGCUCUUCCAGGAGAUGUGGCGUCAAGGUGAAGUCCCGCAAGAUUUCAAGGACGCAACAAUCUUGCACCUAUACAAACGCAAAGGGAAUCGUCAAGUCUGCGACAACCACCGCGGCAUCUCCCUACUGAACAUCGCCGGGAAGAUCUUCGCUCGCAUCCUGCUCAACCGCCUCAACAACCAUCUGGAACAGGGCCUUCUGCCGGAAAGCCAAUGCGGCUUCCGUCGUCAUCGUGGGACCACGGAUAUGAUCUUCGCAGCCCGCCAACUUCAGAAGAAGUGCCAGGAGAUGCGGACACACCUGUACUCUACCUUCAUGGACCUGACGAAAGCCUUCGACACGGUGAAUCGUGAAGAACUGUGGAAGAUCAUGCAGAAAUUCGGCUGUCCGGAGCGAUUCACUCAGAUGGUGCGUCAGCUGCACGACGGUAUGAUGGCGCGAGUCACGGACAACGGAGCUGUCUCAGAGGCAUUCGCAGUGACCAACGGAGUGAAGCAGGGCUGUGUGCUGGCGCCUACCCUCUUCAGUCUCAUGUUCUCUGCCAUGCUGAUGGACGCCUACCGCGACGAACGCCCUGGAAUCCGCAUCGUCUAUAGAACGGACGGUCAUCUGCUGAAUCACCGGCGCAUGAACUUCCAAUCGCGUGUAUCCGCGGCCACCGUGCACGAACUCCUCUUCGCCGACGACUGCGCCCUAAACACCACCUCGGAAGAGCAGAUGCAACGGAGCAUGGACCUAUUCUCCGCCGCCUGCGAGAACUUUGGGCUGGUUAUCAACACGCAGAAGACGGUGGUGAUGCAUCAGCCGCCUCCCAACUCAGCCACAGCCCCCAACGCGCCGCAAAUCAGCGUGAAUGGGACUCAACUGCAAGUGGUAGAGAACUUCCCGUACCUGGGCAGCACGCUCUCCCGCAACACCAAGAUCGACGACGAAGUCGCCAACAGGAUCUCGAAAGCCAGUCAAGCCUUCGGUCGCCUCCAAAGCACAGUUUGGAAUCGUCAUGGUCUCCAACUGAGCACAAAGCUGAAGAUGUACAAGGUCGUCAUCCUGCCGACGCUACUGUACGGAGCGGAGACCUGGACGGUGUACACGAGGCAGGCACGUCGACGUAACCACUUCCACCUCAGCUGUCUCCGCCGCAUCCUGAGGCUGAACUGGCAGGACCGCAUCCCCGACACCGAAGUGCUGGAACGGACGGGAAUUCUGAGCAUCUACUCCAUGCUGAGGCAAAUGCAGCUGCGCUGGAGCGGCCAUCUGGUGCGCAUGGACGACGAGCGACUACCCAAACGACUCUUCUACGGAGACGUCGCGACGGGUUCUCGUCGUUAA